Culicoides brevitarsis is the source of this 1678-nucleotide messenger RNA. Its product is annotated as cytochrome P450 4g15-like. Gene Ontology annotation, molecular function: iron ion binding; heme binding; oxidoreductase activity, acting on paired donors, with incorporation or reduction of molecular oxygen. The record is from RefSeq and is a predicted model, not a curated record. NCBI's taxonomy places the organism in Eukaryota, Metazoa, Arthropoda, Insecta, Diptera, Ceratopogonidae.
GCCUUUCACAGAGCAACAAGUCAAAAAUUUGAAAAUAUUUCCCAAAAAAAUCCUACGAAUGGCACUCGAAGGAAUAUUAUUGCUGCCAUCGGUUUUCUUGCCAAUAACUCUCACGGUGACAAUUUUGUGUCUAAUUCACUACUGGCAAGUGAACCAAAGAUCGUACAAACAAGCGUUGCUCAUACCGGGACCAUAUCCAUUACCGCUGAUUGGAAAUGCGCAUUUAAUAUUGCAAGUCGGAUCGAAAACUGAUGUUGUGACAAAAGCUUUGGAAUACUCGAAAAUUUAUACGCCAACUGCUCGGGCGUUUUUGGGACAUAAAGUUGUCGUUUUUCUUACGCAUCCGGAUGAUAUUGAAAUAAUCCUCAACAGCAACGUUCACUUGGAAAAAUCCGAGGAAUAUCGUUUCUUCGAGCCAUGGCUCGGCGACGGGCUUCUCAUCAGCAAAGGCGAAAAAUGGCGCUCCCAUCGCAAGAUGAUCGCCCCUACCUUCCACACAAACAUCCUAAAAAGCUUCGUAAGUUGCUUCUACAAGAACAGCGUCGAAGUCGUCAGUAACUUACGGAAAGAAAUCGGCAGGGAAUUCGACAUUCACGAGUACAUGAGCGAAGUAACGACAGACAUUUUGCUCGAAACUGCCAUGGGAUACGACAAAUCGCAGGACAAAGGUCGCUCAGGCUUAGAUUACGCGAUUGCCGUCAUGGAAAUGUGCGAUUUGAUCCAUUUGCGACAUUAUAAAUUUUGGUAUCGCAUCCAAGCGUUGUUUAAUUUCUUCGGUUAUCAGGAGAAGCAGGAUAAGGUUCUUGAUAAAAUUCAUGGAUUAACGCGGCGGGUGAUAAAAUCGAAGAAAGAGGUGUUUGCGAAAAAUGUUGCUGAAGGAAAUGCUCCAAAACCGUCAUUUUCGGAGAUAAUUUCUUUUAAGGCGAAUACGGAUGAUCAAACGAUGCGCGAUGACAUCGAUGUCAUUGACGAACAGGAUGUCGGCGAAAAACGUCGUUUAGCAUUUUUGGACCUCAUGAUCGAAUCUGCGCAUUACGGGGCCGAAAUUACCGACGAAGAGAUCAAAAAUGAAGUUGACACGAUAAUGUUCGAAGGGCAUGACACAACGGCAGCAGCUUCUUCCUUCGUCUUAUGUUUGCUCGGAGCGCAUCAGGACAUCCAAACAAAAGUUUAUGACGAGCUCAAAACCAUUUUUGGCAACAACAUGCAUCGACCAGUGACUUUUAAUGAUACCGUCGAAAUGAAAUAUCUCGAACGGGUUAUCCUUGAAUCGCUUCGUUUGUAUCCGCCAGUGCCGGCAAUCGCCCGAAAAGUCACCGAAGAUGUCAAACUUGCAAGUAGCGAUGCUGUAAUUCCAGCGGGAUCCACAGUUGUCAUCGGGACUUAUAAGCUACAUCGGUCUCCAGAGUACUAUAAAAACCCCGAUCAGUUCGAUCCAGACAACUUUUUGCCCGAAAAUACGCAAAAUCGGAAAUAUUUCGCUUUUAUUCCGUUCUCGGCGGGGCCUCGAAGCUGCGUGGGACGCAAAUAUGCGAUGUUAAAGUUGAAAGUUUUGCUCUCGACGAUCCUUCGGGCGUACCAUAUCAAGUCAGAUGUGAAGGAAAAAGACUACAAACUCAUCGCUGAUAUAAUUUUGAAGCGUGCUGAUGACUUCCGUAUUGAGGUUGAACCGCGAUAG